This is a messenger RNA of Microthlaspi erraticum, 1893 nucleotides long. NCBI's taxonomy places the organism in Eukaryota, Viridiplantae, Streptophyta, Magnoliopsida, Brassicales, Brassicaceae. The record is from the annotation of a GenBank genome assembly.
AUGCGUAGAUUCUAUCACAUAUUCGAGUGUUUUCUCAGCAAACGCCAAUUCGUCUUCGCAUCUUCUUCCCAAUUCAAGUCUCGGUUUGAUCUGAUUCACAGAAAUUUUCACGUUUCUAGAGUUCUCGAAGAUAAUUUCCGGAGAAGCAACGGGAUCGGCUUAGUUUGUCUCGAGAAGAGCCACAGCGAGCGUACGAAAACCUCCAAGUACGAUGAAUUCGCGAGUGACGUCGAGAAAGCAUACAGAAUUCUGCGGAAAUUUCACUCGAGGGUCCCGAAGUUGGAACUCGCGCUUGACGAAUCGGGCGUUGAGCUCAGACCCGGGUUAAUCGAACGGGUACUGAAUCGUUGCGGGGAUGCCGGGAAUCUAGGUUACAGAUUCUUCGUGUGGGCGGCGAAGCGACCUGGGUAUUGCCACAGCUACGAAGUGUACAGAUCGAUGGUGAAGAUUCUAAGCAAAAUGCGGCAAUUCGAAGCCGUCUGGGGUUUAAUCGAAGAGAUGAGGAAGGAGAAUCCGCAGUUGAUUGAGCCGGAAUUGUUUGUGGUUCUGGUGCGGAGAUUCGCGUCUGCGGUUAUGGUGAAGAAAGCCGUUGAAGUGCUCGACGAAAUGCAUAAGCUCGGUUCAGCGCCGGACGAGUACGUGUUUGGGUGUUUGCUCGACGCGUUGUGUAAAAACGGCAGCGUUAAGGACGCUGCAAAGCUUUUCGAGGACAUGAGAGUUCGAUUUCCGAGAAAUCUCAGGUAUUUUACUUGCUUGUUGUGUGGUUGGUGCAGGGAAGGGAAGAUGAUGGAAGCUAAACAUGUUUUGGUUCAGAUGAAGGAAGCUGGAUUUGAGCCAGACGUCGUUGAUUACACCAACUUGCUAAGCGGGUAUGCUCAUGCGGGUAAAAUGGCAGAUGCUUAUGAUCUAAUGAAAGAUAUGAGAAGGAGAGGGUUUGAGCCAAACGCGAAUUGUUACACUGUUUUGAUCCAGGCGCUGUGUAAGGUAGAUAGAAUGGAGGAAGCGAUGAGCGUUUUCGUUGAGAUGGAGAGGUAUGAGUGUGAGGCUGAUGCUGUGACUUACACUGCGUUGGUUAGUGGGUUUUGCAAAUGGGGAAAGAUGGAUAAGUGUUAUCAUGUGUUAGAUGAUAUGAUGAAGAAAGGUCUCGUGCCGUCUCAGUUGACUUAUAUGCAUAUCAUGGUGGCUCAUGAGAAGAAGGAAAAGUAUGAAGAGUGUUUGGAGCUGAUGGUGAAGAUGAAGCAGUUAGGCUAUCGUCUUGAUCUUGACAUUUACAAUGUGGUCAUCAGAUUGGCUUGUAAAUUGGGAGAAGUGAAAGAAGCUGUUCGGUUAUGGAAGGAAAUGGAAGCAAACGGGUUGGUUCCUGAAGUAGAUACGUUUGUUAUCAUGAUCAGUGCUUUAACAAGCCAAGGUUGUUUACUCGAAGCCUGCGAUCACUUUAAAGAAAUGGUAACUCGAGGACUAUUCUCUGUUCCUCAAUACGGAACUCUGAAGUCAUUAGUGAGUAGUCUUUUAAGAGAUGGGAAGCUUGAAAUGGGUGAAGAUGUUUGGAGAUGCAUCAUCACAAGUAAAGAGGUGAAUGUAUCGACUUGGACGAUAUGGGUCCAUGCCUUGUUCUCGAAAGGUUUUGUGAAGGAGGCGUGUGCUUAUUGUCUUGAAAUGAUGGAGAUGGAGUUUAUGCCACAACCGGACACAUUUGCUAAGCUUAUGAAGGGUGUAAAGAAACUGUACAAUAAGGAAUUCGCUGUAGAGAUUACGGACAAAGUGAGGAAUAUGGCAGCUGAGAGAGAGGUGAGUUUUAAGAUGUAUAAGAGGAGAGGAGUGGAGAGUUUGAGUGAGAAAGCUAAAGCUAAGAAAGAUAGAGAAGGGAAGAAGAAGCGGAGGACGACUCCAUAA